Messenger RNA from Heterotrigona itama, 1509 nucleotides. The record is from the annotation of a GenBank genome assembly. NCBI's taxonomy places the organism in Eukaryota, Metazoa, Arthropoda, Insecta, Hymenoptera, Apidae.
AUGGUAAUGCUAAACUUUCGGUUUGUGGAUCUUCUUUUUACGGUGAUCACCCUUGGGACGUUUCUGUUUUUAUACCUACAAUAUAAGCGUACCUAUUGGCAAAGAAGAGGUGUACCUACUUUAUCUAGCCAUUGGCUGUUUGGUAAUGCAAAAGAUAUAAUACAAUCGAAAAAGUCUCCCGGCUUGGUGAUUGGUGAAUUACACCAGAAAGCUUCUAAUAACGAUGAUAUUCUUGGAAUUUAUAUUCUACACAAGCCAUUCUUACUAUUGAGAAAUGCAGAAUUGAUCAAACAGAUUUUAAUCAAAGAUUUCAAUUACUUUCCGGAUCGUUAUUUCACGGCCCAAUCGAUUCGUGAUAAAAUUGGUAGCUCUAAUCUCUUCACGAUCCACAAUCCAGAAUGGAGAUACUUGAGAAGCAAAAUAUCACCAGUGUUCAGCAGCGGAAAAAUGAAGAAAGUCUUCAAUUUGAUCGUCGAAACUGCCGAUUCGAUGAACACAUAUUUAGAACAACAAUUUACAAACGAUGUGAAGACAAGAAGUAUAGAAAUGAAAGAUGUUGCUCUGAGGUACACGACUGAUAUUAUAUCUUCCGUUGCUUUUGGAAUUCAAGUAAAUUCGUUCGAUCCCAAAACGAUGCAAUUCUUUCAAAAAGCUCAAAAAGGACUUCAAUUGACAGUUUUCCGUAUGAUUCAAAUUGGCUUUAUGUUUUUCUUCCCCAAAUUUGCACAAUUGAUCGCUGGUAAAAUGUUAGGAUCGUCUACAGAUUAUUUUCGUAAAGUAUUUUGGAAUUCCAUGGACAACAGAGAAAUGACCAAAGUUAAACGAGGAGACUUGAUCGAUUCUUUAAUAGAUUUAAAAAAUGAAAAACAGGAAAACGAUUUUAAAUUUGAGGGCGAUGUGUUGGUGAGUCAAGCAGGCAUCUUCUUUAUUGCUGGUCGUGAAUCAAGUGUAACAACGAUAUGUUAUACUCUUUACGAACUUGCUAAACAACCCGAGAUUCAGAAGCGAGCUCGAGAAGAAAUUCAUGAGAAAUUGAAGGAGCAUGGAUGGACUUAUGAUGCCUUCCAAAAUAUGAAAUAUCUUAAUCAAAUUAUAUCGGAAACUCUACGACUUUAUCCUCCAGCUCCGCUUAUUGAUCGAGUUUGCGUAGAGGAUUACAAGAUUCCAGGAACUAAGGUUGUUAUAGAAAAAGGAACACCUGUCUAUGUGGCUUUAUGUGGUCUUCAUCAAGACCCAAGGUAUUAUCCAGAUCCUCUGCGUUAUGAUCCUGACAGAUUUAGUGACGAAAAUAAAGAAAAUAUUAAGCAAUGUACAUACAUGCCUUUUGGCGAUGGACCAAGAAUUUGCGUCGGACAAAGACUCGGCUUAUUGCAAACUGGUAUGGGUUUGGUUUCAAUACUUAAAAAUUAUGAAGUUUCACUAGAUCCUACAUAUAAGGGUGGAGUUGAUGUCUCAAGCGUUUUUUUGACAGUACCAGAAGGAUUUAGAUUAAAUUUGACAAAACUAUAA